This is a messenger RNA of Vigna unguiculata (cowpea), 1267 nucleotides long. RefSeq names its product PLASMODESMATA CALLOSE-BINDING PROTEIN 2-like. NCBI's taxonomy places the organism in Eukaryota, Viridiplantae, Streptophyta, Magnoliopsida, Fabales, Fabaceae. The record is from RefSeq and is a predicted model, not a curated record.
CUUCAGCUUUAGUACAUUUCCCCAGAACACACUCCACAGAACAAUACUUAAAUUUAUAUUACUUACUACUCUGUAUUAAUUUAUUAGUCUUUGUGAAAUACAUAUGAUGUUUUUCACAUAAAGGUGCUUGAAAAGUGUACCACACAGGCUCACCCCUCCUCACUUAUUGUCCAGAAAUCUCCAUUGUUCAAAACUGCUUCACUCUUCUGGGUUCUCUCUCUCUUUUCUCCCUUGCCUCACACUGGAGUACCCUCUGCUAUUUUCUUCGAAUUUCGUCACAGAAAUUUCUCUUCUACCCUCUCAACAUCCAUCAUAAUCAUCAUCAAUUAUGGUUCUUGUGAUGUAUUUUGUGCUUUUUCUUGCCUUCACUGGCCAUUCAAGUGCUCUUUACUGUGUAUGUAAAGAUGGUGUGGGUGAUCAAGCUCUUCAGAAAGCUAUAGAUUAUGCAUGUGGUGCAGGAGCUGAUUGUACCCGUAUUCUUCAAAAUGGGGCAUGUUUCCAACCUAACACUGUGAAGGAUCAUUGCAACUAUGCUGUUAAUAGCUAUUUCCAGAGAAAGGGUCAGGCUCAGGGAAGCUGUGAUUUUUCUGGUGCUGCCACCCCAAGCCAAAACCCACCUACUUCAGCAUCCACAUGUGUUUACCCCUCAAGCCCUGGCAAUGCAGGAACAGGCAUCACAGGAACCACAACAACCACUACACCAACAACAGGCACACCAUCCACCUUAACCCCAACUACUCCCACCGGUACAGGUACAGGUACAGGCACUGGCACUGGCACUGGCAGCACCAUCACAGGUAACCCUAAUGUGUUUGGAAUCAGUCCAACAUCUUCAACUGGAACAGGCAUCAAUGAUUCAAGCAAAGGAGUGGUUCACUUGAAGGACACAUGCAUGUUGCUGGUGUCCUGUAUUCUCACCUUUUUGCUAGUGUUAAGGGUCUAAAUGAUGCAGUUCUGGGAAAAUCUUGGGGGGGGAGGGGGUGUUUGUGAAAUUGUGACUUGCGUGGAUGAGAUUUUGCAAAUGCAGAAGGGUGUUCAUGUAAGUUCACUUGGAAUCAUCCAGAAGCAGACCCCACACUUUAACCUCCUGUUUCUUGUUUAUUUGUUGUGUUCCUAAGAAAAAAAAAGGUUAGGGAAUUUGGUUCCUUUUCAGUGGUGAAUAUUUGAUAUGUGACUACAAAUGAGGUGGAACCUCAUCGGUUUCCUUUUGUAUAUUAUUAUAUCUAAUAUCUAUCAUCACUAUGAGAGCCACUAUUUUUUUCAUUUA